CCACUGAUGCAAUUGAGAACAGUCAGCAUAGCGUUGAGUUAAUCAAAACUUCAAUUGGAUAGAAAAAAAAACCCAAUCAGCUCAAAUGACCACUAUCUAGUUCAUACCAUUAUCUGCAAGCCAUACCCACCGAGCCUCUUCUGAUUGGACAAUCCUGGACCCCCGCCACAACACUGCUCUCAUUAAGCAGCUCGGUAAACAUAGGUGCCUUGUAGAGAUCGUAUCCAAGAUUCAAACCGAGAUCCACAGCGAGAUAGCUGGGAAACCAAAAAGGCGCAAAGAAAACAGGACAGGAGUUUUAGACUUCGCCACACACAAAAGGGAACCCUAAUCUCCCCAAACGCACCAGCCUCAACAGAGAAAGACAUCCAAACGCGUCUGUUUAAAAGGUGUGGCACAGACAAGAAGAUGAAAAGUGUCUUCGUGUUGGCAAUAAUGUCGUUUCUAAUGAUGGUGCGAUCGUGCCAGUCAAGUUGCGAGGAGAUACAAGAACCAAUGAGCAGCGAUUUACAAAUAAAGCAGGAUAUUUCGAGCGUAAACACUCUGCCCCGAGCCUUUCUGAAGCGGUUCUACGACGGGAUGAAUUAUGACGGUUUCGUCGGACUCAUGGGUAAAAGAACCGCCGGGUCAAACGAACUGCCACCUGAGAAAAGAGAUAUGCAUGACUUCUUUGUUGGGCUUAUGGGGAGGAGAAACACAGAGAAUGGCAAUCCCGUCCCGUUGAAAAGGGAAACUUUCCCAGGAUCAAGAGGAACCAUCUUUCCUAAUAAGUGUAAAAUGAGGUUUCGUCGCUUCGUGUAGUGCAGAAGUCCCGAAGUCGCUGUUGCCAAAGCGCAUCAAGUUUUCAAAUCUGAAAAAAUUAUUAUUUUGUAUAAAGAAGAGCAUAUGCUUCUUGAAAAUGAAAAGUCAAACACACACACACACACACACACAUUCUGUUCCAUUUGCAAGUUGUUGUAUAAAUGAUUUGGGCAGUACAGAUUUCAUAGAAAGAUACCCGGGUUUGUGUUGGCUGUUUUAUUUAAUGGUGUAAAACAU
Messenger RNA from Polyodon spathula (Mississippi paddlefish), 1038 nucleotides. It is a transcript of the gene tac3b, whose product is annotated as tachykinin precursor 3b. Gene Ontology annotation, biological process: tachykinin receptor signaling pathway; positive regulation of blood pressure. Lineage: Eukaryota; Metazoa; Chordata; Actinopteri; Acipenseriformes; Polyodontidae. The transcript is spliced from 7 exons. The coding region runs from base 409 to 801 and encodes 130 amino acids. The record is from RefSeq and is a predicted model, not a curated record.